Messenger RNA from Chironomus riparius, 5092 nucleotides. The record is from the annotation of a GenBank genome assembly. NCBI's taxonomy places the organism in Eukaryota, Metazoa, Arthropoda, Insecta, Diptera, Chironomidae.
GAAAAAUCUUACACCUAGGCUUAUUUUGUUGGCAUAUUUAAUUUUAUUUAAUUUAGCUGGUUAAAACGAGUGUACGAGUGCAAAAUUACAUUUCCCAUCAUGGAUAAGUUCAUAAGCAUGUGGAAAGUUCGCGAGAUAGCUGAUAAAGUAACGAAUGUUGUAAUGAAUUAUACAGAAAUAGAAGGAAAAGUGAGGGAAGCGACAAAUGAUGAUCCAUGGGGUCCAACUGGAGUUUUAAUGCAAGAACUAGCUCAUGCGACCUUCACUUAUGAACACUUUCCUGAAGUCAUGAGUAUGCUUUGGAGACGAAUGUUACAGGACAACAAGACAAACUGGAGACGUACAUAUAAGGCUACACUUUUGCUAAGCUACUUAGUGAAAAAUGGAAGCGAACGUGUUGUAACAUCUGCAAGAGAGCAUAUAUAUGAUUUAAGGUCAUUGGAGAACUACACAUUCGUCGAUGAUAAUGGAAAGGAUCAGGGAGUAAAUGUAAGACAUAAAGUGCGUGAUUUAAUAGAAUUUAUACAAGACGAUGAUCGGUUACGAGAAGAGAGAAAGAAGGCAAAGAAAAAUAAGGAUAAAUACAUUGGAAUGAGUUCCGAUGCAAUGGGUGGAAUGAAGUCAUUCGAUGAUUUCCGUAAUCGAGAAAGCUUUAAUACCUCAAAGAACCACGAAGAGAAAGGAUAUUCUGAUCAAACUGAGUAUGAUUACCAAUAUGAGUACGAGAGAGGUGACGAUUCCGAUACUGAAUCGAGUGGAAAUAAGAAUGCAAAACGAUAUCGUGACAAGGAGAGAUCGAGCAGUCCUACAAUAGCGACAGCUACGGCAUCAGCAGUAGUUGAAAAUGUCGUAACAACACCACCAACAUUUAAAGCAGACGAUAAAAAGCCAAUUAGUGUAAAAGCUCCUGUUAGUAUCAUGAAAACAGUAGGAACGACAGCUUCAUCAGCGAGAACGACAAAGAAAGGAAUCAAUAUGGGUGCAGCUUCAAAUUAUGGCAAGAAUAGUGAUUUGGGUAUAAAUUCUCCGACCCAUCGUAACACCCACAACGAAGACUUAUUCGGAACUAGUGAUGUUUCGACAACAAAGACUAAAAGCAUAAUUGAGGAUAUUUUUAAUGAUGCUGCAGACGAUUUUGAUCCACGGGCUGAAGAACCAGUAGCACCAAAGGUAUCUGCUGAUUUUGGUGAUUUCGAGUCUGCUUUUGGAAAUGAGCCACAACAAGCACCAAUAAAAACAUCGACUAUUACUGCCAAACCAGUUGUUGAUUCAGAUUUUGCAGACUUUUCGUCCGCAUUCGAUUCAAGUAAAGCAGCAGCGUCAUUACAACAAUCAACAGCUUCUAAUCCACUAGACAAUGAUAAUUUCCUCUUUAGCAGCAGUCCGCAACCAACAGUAGCAUCAGCAACAAUAAUGCCACAAACUAUUUCAAGCAACAACAAUCUUCUUAGUGCUGACCUUUUCGGAAAUAGUGUUUUAACUAGUGCAUUUACGGCUAGUCAAGCAACGUCUAACAAAGACCUACUUAGUGAUUUUGGGGAUCUUACUCUCAAUCCAACAACGCAAGUCAAUCGUCUAAAUACAGCACAUGCUGAUCUUAUGAGCAAUCUUCAAAGUAUUGAUGUGAAAAUAAACUCAACGGAGCAGCUCGAGGCAGUAUUAAGGAAAUUAAAAGUGAUAAAUGAGAUAUUGCCAAGUGCAUCGAGAGACAUGACAAACUUAAUGGCCUGUAAUGAAAGUGUUUUUGAGCAUUAUGCGAGUGAAGUGUAUCCAAUAAUGUUGACAGAAUUGCUAUUUAAAUGCGGUGAUAAUUUAGAGGACAUACCACAAGAGAUUCUAAAGCUCAUUCAAAUAACAAAUAAUGUAGAUUUUAUUGUGGAAACUAUGAACGUGCUAUGUAAUGCAAAAUCAAUGGAUAAGUGCAUGAAAUUCAAGGUCAGACUAUUAGAGUAUUUAUUACGUGAUGAGAGCUAUUUAUUAUUCAGCAUCAUUAGAUUAUCACACAAUGAGCUCGAUCACAUGAAGUGGAUGAAAAUUGAGCAUUACAUUCAACAGCUUAUAAGUAUUCCAGAUAAAAUUGCCAAUAGAAUGAAAUCAUCAUUUCCUCAAGUAUUUGAAAUUGAUGUCUACUCAUCUAUUUUAUUGAUAAAUGUCUUAAAGUCUAUCCAUGUAAUGAUACAUAUUAAUGGCAUUGAGCAGAUGAAAAUUUAUGAAUUUAAUUUUGUGACAAAGCUGAUAAGUAAAAUGCUUGUAAACUUCAAAUCCUCAUCAACAGCGAUAAAUUGUGCAAUAAAAAUUUUGUCAACGCAAGCAGCACAAGCUUUUUAUCAAAACAGUCUACAAGAUAUCGUCAAAUAUUUACAGAGAGGCGCUAUUGAAAUAAUUGUUCAGCAAACUUUUGGAUAUGAGGAACGCAAAGGCAUAUUAAUAAAAUUCUUUGGGGAUUUUUGGAAGUCCUUAAGUGAUUGGAACUACAUUUUGACAAAGAAAAUUCCAUUCUAUAACUUUACAAGCAAUGAUUUACUCAUUGAAAAUGUCGUGUUCUUUAUAGCCACAGAAGACAUGAAAAUAUUAGAGGAAAUUCUUUUGGAAAUGCUCGUUAUUUGGGGCACAAAGUCACAUGUCCAUGACACAUCGUUCGAGCAGCAUUUUUACGUAACAAAGUUCAUUGUUCUUAUGACUAGCUACUUACAAAAUCCAAAAGAAAUGGCCGAUAAAAUUCGACAGCAUUUAUUUAAUGGCGCACAAAUUCACUUGAGCUCAACAGAUCCCAAAUUGCGUGCAUUAGGUAUGAUUACAUCAGAAGUCGUGAUUGGUUUUAUUGAUUUUGAUAUAAAAGAGGAGGAGAAAUUAAAAUUUGAGUACGGAGAGCUUGAUCGGAACAUAAAAGAGGAUAUUGUUGACGUCAUAAGACAUUUUCCACAACGUAAGGUCAAUAAAGAAGAUUUAAAGGAACCAAUUGACGUUGAAAUCGAUACGAUGAUGAAUGAAUUGAUUGCUGUAGCUGAAAUGAGAUGUUUGCCAAUUCUUUCAAAACCACAAGUUUUUAAGAUUUCGGAAAUUCCAAUGGAAAUAACAGUAAAACCUCAAAUUAAGCCAGCUGUAGACCUCGAUUCUGAUGAUGACGACCUUCCAACUUAUAUCGAUAAAGAUGAUGACUUUAACAGAAACGAGAAUCAGCCAAGAUAUAUACUUGACAUAAUACAGACAUUAAGCUCUAAGGAAGGACAAGAAAGUGUCGAAAAAUUUGAGUCAAUUAUGAAUUUGGCACAGGACAUAAUAAAGCAACAGCUACCAAGUAAUCACGUAGACAUUGCUGUUGAUUUACUGAGGAUUUUUAUAAGUCUGCAAAAGACUUGUUAUUGUGAGAAUUUUGAAGAACUUCGCAUGAAUAUUUUAAUCGAAACUUGCUGUAUUCAUCCAAAGGAAUGUGCUCAGUAUAUAGGCAAUGAGUUUAAUACAGACAUAACGAAAUAUUCUCUUAGAACCAGAAUGUUAAUGUUGGAUAUACUGUGUGAGUCAGCAAAACAACUUUCAAAGCUGUCACUUCCAAAAAAGGAGGAGAUGCCAAAAAAUACAUCCACAAAUUAUGGUCUUAAUAAGCUUACAAUUAAAUUACAAGAGGAACUAGAUAAUCGAAACAAAAGAGAUGCACAGAGGAUUAUUAAGGAACGACUCAUGUCCAAGACAAGGCGAAUUGCGUCGAGAACAAAAAGUUUGGAUGAAAAUUCAGCAAUAAAUAAAUUCUCAAAUAUUGCUGGCUACUUCUUCUUUCCGCUAAUUAAAGGCUUUGGUCGUCAACAGAUGCCAUUUAUGGCCAAAACUGCUUUAAAGCAUGACAUGGAUAACAUUUUAUUGGUCAAAUUCCUUAAUACUGUCUCGAUACUAAUUUUGUGUGCUGAAAAUUCAACAAUUGUGCCAAAAAUGGCUAAAGAGAUUGUUAAUCUGAGCGUAUUUUUACGAUAUCAUGAUGAAUCUCAAAUACGACUUGCUGUGCUGCACAUGUUUUCAACAAUUAUCCUUGCCGUACCGAAAAAUGUCCUCGUACGCGAAUUUAGUGUUGAAUUGAAUGAAUUUAUGAAUCAUUUGGACAUGAUUGUUAGAAGUUCUGUUGUUAAUUAUGAACCUGAUAAAGAAUGUAGAGAGUUUGCUAAGCAAUUAAUGUCAAUGUGUUAUGGUGCACUGUAUAGUGACAGCAAUAUAUUACAACCAUCAGCACCAUUAUCAUUCAAUUCUAACAACAAUGGAACAUCCAGCAAUGACAGCAUUGCUCAACAACGUCCAACAGUUGUUGGAUCAACAUGGAGUAAUGUGAAUAUUGAUUUAGAUAAUUUGAUGGGAAAGAAGAACAUGAAAGGACCAUCGGUGUCCAUGAAUCAGAUGAAAAGCGCAAAUACGAGUCCUGUAAAGUCACCAUUAUCAGCAAAUGUGAUGUCACCAACAAUGAAUUCAAACUUUGCUUUCAAUCAAUCUAAUAAUAAUAAUAAUAAUUUCAAUCAAUUCAACGCAUUUCAAUGAUAUUUGGUAAAUUAAAGGAACUUAAAAUUUAUUGGAUACUUUUUAAUUAAAUUGAGACAGAAUUUGUGGCUGUCUGCGCAAAAUAUUGUAUAUUGGGGAUCAUGCAAUUAUUGUGAAAGUUUUUAAACGACAAAAAAAAUAUGAAAAAAAAAGUUUUUAAGGAUAUUAAAGAAUAUUAAUCGUAGUGACUGAAAAGAUUCCGAUGAAAUUUUGCGUCAAUAAAUUUGUAAUCCCUUUUUCUGCUGACUAUUUAAAUGUCAAUGUCUGAAUUUGGACAAUAAAGUUUUGUGGGAUAGGAUAAAGGAAGAAUGAGAAUGCUAGAUAAAAAUCAUAUCACAAAAAAAAAAUUGAAGAAAUAUUAAAAAUCUACGAAUUUUUGGAAAUGCCUCUGACCUGUACAACAUCGAAGACACUAUCAUUCCAUGACAUGAAAUCCUUUAAAUCGUAUCGUUUGUCAUACACAAAAACUGAUACUUUUAAUCCUUACGUACUAAUAUUGUUGAAUUUGCUCGCGUGUGUACGAAAACGUACGUAUUUUGACUAACGUAAACGAAUAUCGUGCGUAAUUUCAAAA